Desarmillaria tabescens is the source of this 1290-nucleotide messenger RNA. Its product is annotated as carbonic anhydrase. Gene Ontology annotation, molecular function: zinc ion binding; carbonate dehydratase activity. The record is from RefSeq and is a predicted model, not a curated record. The transcript has 7 exons. Bases 173 to 1105 code for a protein of 310 amino acids. NCBI's taxonomy places the organism in Eukaryota, Fungi, Basidiomycota, Agaricomycetes, Agaricales, Physalacriaceae. Gene Ontology annotation, biological process: cellular response to carbon dioxide; cellular response to oxidative stress.
AACUCCUACAACAGGCGAUAUGAGAACAGCGACAGAACUCUAGAAUGUUUCUCUGGUUCGACAUCCAUUCUUUUACGCUGGGGAGGGCUCUACCUUCUGCGAUCAAGGUGUCACCGCUCAGUGGUUAAGCGCCAGCAAACAACAACAACAUGUAACUCUCAGGUCGAUUCCCAUGUUAAUAAACAAAGCGGCAGCAGCUCCUUCCUUACCAUUUUCCUCCCCCAUGAUCUGUUCCAGCAUCUUCCUACUAGCUUGUGUGACAUUGUCGCUGGGUGACCCCAUCAUAUAUUCGCGGACGAGGAACACAGUGCGCGACCUGGAUGGCUGGGACGCAUUGUCGGAUGGAAAUGAGAAUUUUCGAUCAGAAAUGGAGUCGUCAUACCCAGGAAUGCUUGAAGACUUGGCUGUGAAUGGACAGCAUCCAGAAUUCAUGUUCCUCGGGUGCUCUGAUAGUCGUGUCAGUGAAGGAACGAUUUUUGAUGCGCUCCCCGGGAUGUUGUUUGGGGAAAGGAAUAUAGCAAACCAGUUCCAUGAGAAUGAUACGAAUUCGAACGCAGUCUUAGCAUACUCUGUGGAGGGUCUGGGCGUCCAACAUAUCAUUGUCAUGGGCCAUCACGGUUGCGGUGGUGUAUCAGCAGCCAUUGCAUCCCCCCCUUCUCAGCCGUGGGACGUAGCUGACGCUGCUGUGCAAGAAUGGAUCCUCCCUUUGAGAAAAUUAUAUGCCCAAUCAACGAGACCAGAGAUCGUCGAGUACAGGAACAAGUACCCCGGAGGCAUCGACGUCCCACCAAAACUUCAUGAACCUGUUCUCAGAGCGCUCGUGGAAGAAAACGUCAAAGAGACUGUGUCUAACAUUGCUUCAUCGCAGUUGAUUGUGGAGCGCUACAGCAACACGACUUCGGCUGCGGUAUUUAUCCAUGGGCUGGUGUACGACGUGGAGAAUGGUGAGAUAACGAAUCUAGACGUUUCUGUUGGGCCUCCUGGGAUCAGCAUUCCUCCGGUUCCCUUUCACACACACCCACACCAUAGACCCCAGCGGAAAGUGUCUCUCGUUUCAGUCUUGCAGACAAUUUUAUUUGGUCGUCAUCAUGAAAUCGGGAAUUAAUACCACUUUAGAUUUCAUGCCUGCUGCGUUAGUACCUGUCAGGUCAACGAGGGAUCAUGGUUUCUCAGAUUUUGUCCGGGGACCGAAGCGGAAGUCAGGGGAACUUCUAUAUAAAUAUAUUAAUUGCGGCUCGUCUGAAAUAAAUUCCCUUCAAAGUCAGAAUUUUGGUGUGGCCAAUUAGCUCU